AUGGCAGAAGAGAUCGAACAAGUUCGUAAUUUGGCUGCCAUUUCGGCUGGUCAAGAGUUAAUGCCGAAGUAUACGGAAAUGAUACUGAAAACAACGCGUAGAGGAGUGGAAGGUAUGGAAAAUAUGGAGAGGUUAAUUGAUUGGAAGGAUAUUAGAGAACCAUUUUGGACGGAGGAGGAAGCCAGCAUUCCUUCGGGUGAUUCAAAAAGUUUUGAGGAAUUGUCUUUAGGAUUUAAUGAUAUUUCUUCGAAUAUAACUUCCAUAUCGGAGGAAGAGGAUGAAACGGAAGGUUUAGAAAUUAUCCAUGAAGUGGAAGAUAUUCCUAUAAGUACAGGGGACUAUGAGUUUGAUGAAGAUUUCUAUGGCGAAGAAGAUCAAAUUACAGAAGAAGAAAUUUUAAUUGACGAUGAAGAAAUCAGCAUUGCCACAGACGAGUCUUCUUGUGAAAAUUCAUGGAUUAAAGUGGACUUGUACCAAGUGCCAAAACUACCUAUACAAAUGAAACGUAUUCAAAAAGAUGUGAAAAUCAAGGUCUUAAAAAACGACCACAAAAUACGAUUUAAGUAA
Molecule: messenger RNA, 567 nt
Organism: Brassicogethes aeneus
Lineage: Eukaryota; Metazoa; Arthropoda; Insecta; Coleoptera; Nitidulidae
Source: the annotation of a GenBank genome assembly